Molecule: messenger RNA, 1318 nt
Organism: Amyelois transitella
Lineage: Eukaryota; Metazoa; Arthropoda; Insecta; Lepidoptera; Pyralidae
Gene: tilB
Product: protein tilB
Exons: 1
Coding region: 1-1290 (429 amino acids)
Biological process (GO): outer dynein arm assembly
Cellular component (GO): cytoplasm
Molecular function (GO): protein binding
Source: RefSeq, a predicted model, not a curated record
AUGGUGAGAAUAACUGUGCAGAUGGUGCGAAAUAAAGCAGAACAUCAUGAUAGACUUCUCGGUCCCUUAGAAGAAAUUUCACUUCACCAAGAGAACAUUGAGAAAAUCGAGUUCAUACAAGACUGGUGUCCGAAACUGAAAAUUCUUUUGAUGCAAAGUAAUUUAAUAGCUAAAAUAGAAAAUCUUAAUAAGUUAAAGAACUUGACAUAUCUUAAUUUGGCUUUAAAUAACAUAGAAAUUAUAGAAAAUCUGGAAAGAUGUGAAUCAUUGCAAAAGUUAGAUCUAACUUUGAAUUUCAUUGGGGAAAUAGUAAGUGUGGAGAAUCUAGUAGACAAUUAUAAUUUAGAAAACUUAUAUCUAACUGGAAACCCUUGCACUGAUUAUGAUAACUAUAGGGAUUUUAUUAUUGGAACGUUACCACAACUUACAAGUCUUGAUGGCAAAGAUAUUGAAAGAUCUGAUAGAAUAAAAGCAUUACAAAACAUAAAAAUUAUUAAAUCUGAUAUUUUAUUUGAACAAGAAAAUUACAGACAUCAGCGAAGGAAACAAAAAUCUCGACUUGAACGAGAUAUUUCGGAUAAAUGGGAAAAUGAGUACAAAAAUAUGGAUCCUGAUGAACGAAAUAAGAAAUUUUGGGCUGAGAAAUGUGAACAUGCACCUGAAGUUCGUCAUGAAAUAGAAAAAAUGCGUCAACUAAAGCUUAAAAGCUAUGAACCUGAAAUAAAAGAGGAGGAGAAACGGCAAUUUAAGUUUUUCGCUUCAGAUGGUAGACCCUUUAAUAUUAAUCAGGCGAAAAUAGACUUUACGUUCAAUGAUAUGGAACUUGAUAAAUAUGUAUUAGAUUUAGCUGUUUAUAAACACUUAGAUACAAGUUUGGUAGAUGUUGAUGUUCAGCCCAAUUAUGUCCGGGUGCUGAUUAGAGGCAAAAUAUUCCAACUCCAUCUACCGGAAGAAGUUGACACUACUAACUCAACUGCACAGCGCUCGCAAACAACGGGGCACUUACUAGUCACCAUGCCAAAGACAAACGUGGUUAUAAAGAACCCUAAGACUCUCAGUGUGAGAAAAGCUCCAUUUAUAUCGGAUCACACCCCAAAGGAUUGUCAAAUAAAUACGGAUCAGACCAAAAGAGAAUAUUUAGAAAUAGGGCCAGCUGACAAUAUUCUGGAUUUUACAAAAAUGAAUAAAACAGUCACCAAGCCAGUCUAUAUAGACCCUAGGAUUCAACUUGGAGAAAAACAACCUUCACCGGAAUUCGUUGAUAACCCUGAAGUUCCUGAUCUCAUAUAAUCAAGAUUAAAAUUAUAUAGGCACCUAC